Camellia sinensis is the source of this 1462-nucleotide messenger RNA. The record is from RefSeq and is a predicted model, not a curated record. Lineage: Eukaryota; Viridiplantae; Streptophyta; Magnoliopsida; Ericales; Theaceae.
CCGCAGUUGUUGGUUGAAGCUUCCAGCCUUGUUCUCCCGUCACUCACCUCCCUGUCCAUGAGUGAUGUUCGGCUUCCAAGCCUUCCAGUGCUCCUUGAGACAUGUAACGUGCUUGAACCCAGUUCCCUUACUCUCUUGAAUAUUAGUAAUGUUUCAAUCCCUGAGUCCCUGUGCAAUCCAAGCAUAGAUGAUGAAGUGAUGUUGGCAAAUGCAAUGUCUAAGCAUCUGAGUUCAGUAACUUCCUUGAGCAUUGGGAAGAUUCAAAAACUUGCAUUAUUGCCAAAAUGGCUUACCCAGGGGCUUGAAGGACUCAAAGAAUUGAAGAUUGAUUGGUGUAAAGAACUCACAACACUGUGGCAGAAUGAGGCGGGACUACAACACAGUCUCCUUGCCUUGCAACGUUUGGAAAUUCGUUUUUGUCCGCAACUUGUUUCUUUGUUUGAAGAAGACGAGGAUGUAGAAAACGAAGGGCAACAUCAACAAGAGGGAGUGCCUUCCAUGGUGAGACUUGAGUAUCUACAUAUAUGGAAUUGUGAAAAGUUGGAGAAACUGCCACGGGGGCUACAUACCUUCACUUCUCUUCGAGAGAUGGAUAUCUGUGAGUGUCCAAGUCUGGUAUCUUUUUCAGAGACAGGCUUUCCGCCUAGCCUAAGAGAACUUCGGAUUUGGACAUGUAAGGCUCUGCGAUCCUUGCCUAGGUGGACAGCGCACGAUUCUAAUAUGGAGUUCUUGGGGAUAGAAGAGUGUGAUAAUCUGGAGUCCCUUCCAGAAGAAUGGGUCCACCACCCCGCAACAAAACUGACAAGAUCGAUGAUUAGAAAAUGCGAAAAACUAGAAUUGGUCCUCUUGCCAAACCCUAGUUUACGCAACAACAACAGCCCCCUCGCUCUGGGGAUAGAAAGUUGGCCUGCAAGAGGAGGAAUCGUCUCCUCCUACAUUCUAGAGAAAGGGAAUUUCCUCACCAACCUCACUUUUCUUAAAAUCGCGAAUAUGAAGAUUAGUAAGCGCCUAUCAAAGUGGGGUUUGCACAGAUUCUCCUCUCUUAUAACACUCUGGCUUGCAGGCCCAAGUAACGUAUCAGAAGAAGAAGAAAAAUGUUAUUCGGUGCCCAGUUUUCCAGUAGAUGGGAUGUUGCUGCCCACCUCUUUGAGGCGUCUGUUGAUUUCGAAUUUCCCAAAUCUGGAGAAGAUAUCUUCUUCUAUGGAGACCAUUCAAAACCUCACCCAUCUUUAUUUCAUAGAUUGCCCUAGGCUUGCAUCUUUUCCCGAGCAAGGAGGCCUGCCUCCAUCGCUUUUGAGACUUGAAAUCCGUGAAUGUCCAAUAAUGAAACGGCUGUGUGAAAAGGGGAAAGGCCAAUAUUGGCCCCUCACAGCUCCCAUUCCUGCAGUCUUCAUAGAAGGCAGAUUCAUCUUUGAAGUAGAGGAGGUAGAGGAAUAAACUGCAAUGUGAGCAAUCAAAACUA